AUGACUGGCCCGAUAGUUGGUAUCAAUAUCCGGAACUCCAGAACCACUGAGGCGCGGCAGAAGACGCGCAGGAAGAAGAUGACGAGAACGAGGACGCAGAUGAGCAAGACGGCAACGAGCAACAACGCGCGCUUCCCCGUCUGGGAGACUUCGAAGUCGCGCGCGGCGCGCAAGAUAACCAGCCCGCACUGGACGCCUCAGGCCGGGGGGCCCCAAGACGGGAUCGCCGCCCCAGAGACAACCCAACUGUUUCUUGGCCGACGGCGGUCAAAAAUGAACUGUGCCGCCGUCAUCUGCUCGGGAGCGCCGUACAACGGGGCAGUCCUCGGUGACCUCCUCGGGGUCUCCGGGAGCUUCCAACAGCUGGGAAUAGUAGCCGCAGCAGUGCGACGGGAGAACGAGAUGCGGGUGCUCACUCCGGCGUGGUUCGUGCUCCGGAACGAGUGGCGGAUGUGGGCGAAGACAAAGUGGCCGUACAAGACGGUGCGGCAAGUGUCAGACAGCGUCGGGCCCGAGCGCAUCGAGUGGGAGCUCAAGGUGUGGCUGCAGGGACCCUUUUUCGCGCCUGCGGGCGACGCGUCCACCGUCAACGACGACUUGUUCUUCAAGCUGGCGAGUGUCUUCUUUUGCUCGGUGAGCCCGCUGUUCAUCAUGUCAUCAUCAAGGUUGCCCACGGAAGUCGCCAUCUCCGCCGCCCGGCUCCUGGCUACCACGCCCACUCCAGCCCUCGUCCGUCGCGGUCAAGUUUUCAACAUGAGCGACGAGGAAGAGAAUUAUGCCACGGCUCAUAAAACCAUCGUUGAGUCUAGUAGUCUCGUGGCAUCGGCCUCCAGCAUCACCAUCGACCUCGACGACUCGGCGCAUGUGUCAUAUUCUACCGUUUUCAUCUCUUCCUACUACUCUGGUGUUUCGAGCGCCACUACCAUCAAUGCCCCCGACGAUCAACCCCCCCGUGCCGCCCUCCAGACUGGCCCUCCCUACUUCUUGUUCGCAGGUAUCGUCGCAAGCACCAUCGUCGGAGUCUUUACACUCGCCACGCUCGCCUUGCUCUGUCGGCGAGGGUCAUUCGGGUCGGGCACGCUUUGCGGACUCCGGUACGGCGAUGCACGGGACCCGGACUGGCCGGGGCAUUCGUAUCGGAGGGAAACGGCGAUGGUCGAGCGCGGUGGGGGCACAAAGUUCAAAGCAGCACGCACAGACUCGCCCUCCAUCCAAUCCACCGUUCCUCCCGCAUACACCGAGUCCUCGUCCCGGGCGACCGCCCGUGACCGACACGCGUUUGCCACCCACCGCGCGGCAUCCACUCGCAAGCCCCCCUCCUCCUUCCCCUCCCGACGAGGCGCACCCUCGCCCGCUCCGUCAUCAUCAACCUCUGCCCCAACUCUCGUCUGCCGUGCGUUGUCGAAGCGCGCGCCCACUCCCGGCGCAUGGUCGACGUCCCCUUCCGCCUUCGACAAAGCGUACGCCGCGGGCUCGGUCCGGUCGGCCUCGCCCGCGAUGUCUUCCGCCGAGACGGCGACGCUAUCCUCCGACGGCCCGCGCCGGUCUAUUCAGCACUCCCACCCCCAUCCGCUCGCGCAAGACCCGUUCUACGACCCCGGCGACGACGAUGACGACGACGACGAUUCGGGGCUGCACGCCCCCGUCCCUCGCAGAAUCCUCUCGACGUUGGAAGAAGACACGGACGUUGGCGCCGAGGGUACGGAUGGUGGGGAAAGCAGAGAAGGCGGUUACGCGCGCGCGUCGACGGAUUCUCGGGCUUCCUCUCCCAUCUCGUCGGCACGGCCCCCGACGCUGCGCACGACCGACUCCGGCUCGGUGUUCUCGCAUGGGGUGCGGAUAUCUUCGUGGCACACGGAAGACAGCCAUUCGAGCGAGGUGUCGCUGCACCGUACGUUCUUUCUAAUCGAUCGGACGACGUCUCGGAUACCACGCCGUCCUCUUCUGCCUUCCUGCUUCGCAGACCUCGAACUGCCACAGCUCAACAAGUUGUACCUCGCCUUCGCGCCUGACAUCGAGCCCGUCGAGCUCCACACACUCAAGCGCCUCAUCACCUCCCCCGUACUUCAGUACCUCAGUGCGCAAGCUGAUGGUGCGCGACACCAUCGGCGCGCGCUGCUCGCCGUGCUCCCCUUCCACCGCGCCUCUCGGCACAUCUCCGUCACUCGCAAGGGCGCUCACUCGGACUCGGACCUCACCAUGGCUCUUCCCCGCCCCAGGCCUUGUCUCCGACAAGGAUGCGCGCGGAAAUCGCCUACGAGUCGCUUCUCCCGUCCUCCCUGGUGCAAGCCCUGA
Messenger RNA from Epithele typhae, 2295 nucleotides. RefSeq lists its product as uncharacterized. Bases 1 to 2295 code for a protein of 764 amino acids. The transcript has 6 exons. The record is from RefSeq and is a predicted model, not a curated record. Lineage: Eukaryota; Fungi; Basidiomycota; Agaricomycetes; Polyporales; Epitheliaceae.